AUGUACAUUCCACAAAAACGUCAAAAUGACUCGAAUAAGAACAACAUAGUUAUUAUUUGUUGCGUGACCGUCAUAUUUGCAGUCGCGGUCUGUGUGGGCGUCUACUUCCUGUUCCGUUAUAUGCGACAACAUCACUACGAACCGAAAUACCUUCCGGGAAAAUACCUCAAGCAGAAAUGGAAAAAAUGGGGCCCAGGAAGUGCAUCAUACGGCCAGGUUCCGAAUCAAAGAACUGGCCAAAAUACCUCUUAUCGUGGAGCGGCUGCAGCACCGGAGAUGCAGACCACUGAUGGCGUCCGCCGCGAUACCUCGAUCCGUUCGAUUAUGACCCUCCCACCUUAUUCCCAAAGCCCGAAGCCGACCGAACAAGUUAUCGCCCGAGAGGGUGAACGUGGUGGGAUGGAUAUGGUCGUGGAAUACCCGGAGACUGCAGAGGAACAGGAAACUCGCCGGGAGGAACAGAUGGAGUCGAUGUACCAGAUACGCCUGCAGCGCCGUCAGGAACUAGCCGAUCGCGAAACGCGCCGUCGGGAGCGACGAGAAGCUCGGUCGCGGGGGGAUUUUGCUCGCCUUGAGCAGCUCAAUGCCGAGACUCGAGCUCGGACGGAACGUCGCCGUGCAGGAACCAACAGUGCAGUCGACGUAUCCACGGUCCUGACCGAGAAUCAGAGAGAGCGGGACCGACGCAUCGCUAGCGUUAGCUAUGCUGAAAUUGGACGUGUUCGCCACGAUGGAUCACGACUUCGAGCUGACUCGCACAAUUCUGACAUGAACGAUUCGGACAGCCGACCGCUAUUGCAAAGUGACUCCGCGCAAUCCUUCGAACCAUCCGGCCGAGGCCAAUCCGUUUCUUCGUCGAUCAGCGAAUCGCAGAAUUCUACUGAGCUUGAACGACUAACCCUGGCUGCGACCACGACACACGACUCGGGCCGACUAGGAACACAACCCGACGAUGGAGAUCUGGGGAUGCUCAAUAUCCCUCCGCCUCCCGAUUACGAGUACUUGGACUGGGGUGACGCCCCUGCAUAUCAAAGUCCUGUUGUGGAGCAGACUGAACAGCCGCAACAGCUCCCACCUAUCGACCGCUCGUCUUCGAUCCACAUCGAUGUGCCCAAUCCCGUGGCUGCCUCUCCGGUGACGCCGACUCAGUCGCAAUUCCAAAGUACCAACAAUGAUGAACCUCCAACGCCGACAGAGCGGACGCCGGGAAUCCGAAUGGUGUCAGCAGAAUCGGCGAUUACCACCCGUACGACUACCACCCGUGGUCCACCACCCAUACUCCAUGAUUCGACCACCUCUGAAAGCAGCCAUUGA
Molecule: messenger RNA, 1314 nt
Organism: Penicillium roqueforti
Lineage: Eukaryota; Fungi; Ascomycota; Eurotiomycetes; Eurotiales; Aspergillaceae
Exons: 2
Coding region: 1-1314 (437 amino acids)
Source: RefSeq, a predicted model, not a curated record